Molecule: messenger RNA, 1755 nt
Organism: Colletotrichum scovillei
Lineage: Eukaryota; Fungi; Ascomycota; Sordariomycetes; Glomerellales; Glomerellaceae
Exons: 3
Coding region: 1-1755 (584 amino acids)
Source: RefSeq, a predicted model, not a curated record
AUGACCCAGGACUCGGAGAUGACGGGAGGCAAAGGUCGAGUGGCGGUACCCUCCGCAAUCAAGGGUAGCUUCAUUCCAGUUUCGCCCAAGAAACAUCGAUCACCGUCGCCUCAGAAGCACAAGCCGAACAAGUCAGUGCAAAUCAAUCUGAAUUUGACUGAAAACCAGAUGGACAGAUUGACCGACGUGUUCAAUAGCACAAGCGAGUCGCCAUCUCGCCGUGGCCGAGUGGACAACUUCAGUCGCCCUAGGUCGCCCGAGCGACACAUGGACUUCGCUGAAGCUCUUACCGAACCCCAAUCUUUGCCUCGAGGUCAUGGAAACCCUCACCAUCAGAAGUCUACCAACAAAGCCAAAUCCUAUCGCAAGCCUCUCGAGGAUGGCCACGAAAGCGACUCGACUACUUUUUCAGAGUUGAUGCCAAGCUCACCUCCCAAAGGCCACAAGGCCAAGGGCUCUCUGGCAUCGAGUCUGGCCGAACGUCGCCAGCAACAUACACCCAAACCUGUCAACGUUCAAGACAGUCGUCAGUAUGGAUCUAUCGUGGAGAAUGCUGGCGGCAUGCCCUCUGUUCGUCCGCCAAUGACCCCUGAUAGCCCUUCUUCUGCAGGAACUGUCCAAGCAGAGUCAUCCUCUAUCUACUCUCAGAGUGAAGGCCAUCCGAGCCCUCUACGGAUUCACAGAGACGACAUCCCGCGACACAUUAAGCAUGUGUUGGAGUCGUACAGCGGCUGGAAAGAUUCAAAGGCUCCGGCACUCGUUCCCGAGAUAAGCGGUCGCGGAGGGAGUGCUCAAGGCCGUAGCCCGCCCAAGGGUAGACUGGAAGCUCUCAAACAGCCAGCCAUGGACGCAAGUGAUAUAUACUCUCCUCUACGGCCCUACUUCGCCUAUAAGGAACUUCCCGUACAGAGAAUCGCGGGCAAGACCCUGAUUGGCGAGCAAGGAUGGCUUGAGCGACCUGACAACACUCCCGACCGCAAGAGAAAGGACGGAUCCCCAAAGAAGCCCGGACUUCUUGACUACCUCAAGAAAAUUGCCAAGGAAAUGACUGAGAACAAGGCUACUCGGAAGCCUAGGGAGAUGGAGAGAGAGGCGAAAGUCCAGAGAGUCACAAUCUCUCUUGACCCCCGUGAGCAGAGUCUUCUUUACUGCGAGCUCGAGUUCCAUAUCAGCAACGCACUGCAUGCCUACAUCACUAAUGAGCUGAACCAUGGUCGUCUGAACCCUGACAAACUCAAGAAAAUUGCCGAUGGGUGGACGCAAAAGGGCCGCCCAAGAGUUGUGGGGUUUCGCUACGACCUUGAAACACAACUCGAUCUCGUUCAUCUACACAUUGAUGAGUUCCAGUUCUUUGGCCGCCGUCAAGGGAACCCGAUGGAGAUCGCUGGUCUUCUUCACGCGAUGAAAAUCAAUGCACGAUCUUUGCGCAUUCGUACCUACUGCCAGCCUGAUUCCGUCAUCGCUAAGCAGCUUGUUGACUCACAAUCUCUCUGUAACACUAUUGGAUGCUCAGAGGCGCAGCAGAUAGCAAUUGCCGAGAUAGCCCAGUUCUUCAAGGUCAUUGUGGAGAGGGAGCAGGCUUACCGAGCAAAGCUGGAUCGCGACAACUCUGCGCAAACACUGCCGCAUGGCCAGGGUGAUCGUCCGUGGAUACCAUCAAGAGAGCUGAUCGAAGGCGCGGAUCCUUACGGUGGGCUUCACCUGAUCCCUGACGGCUACGAUGUUGGUAAGGAGACCCUUCGGUACAACAACUGA